This is a messenger RNA of Nasonia vitripennis (jewel wasp), 1395 nucleotides long. RefSeq names its product cuticular protein RR-1 family member 19 (gene CPR14). Gene Ontology annotation, molecular function: structural constituent of chitin-based larval cuticle. The transcript is spliced from 4 exons. NCBI's taxonomy places the organism in Eukaryota, Metazoa, Arthropoda, Insecta, Hymenoptera, Pteromalidae. The coding region runs from base 100 to 552 and encodes 150 amino acids. The record is from RefSeq and is marked validated. Gene Ontology annotation, cellular component: chitin-based extracellular matrix.
CGCGCUGGCCGCAUCUUCUUCGCGCAUCCGCAGCUUAUUUUCGAGUCGAGAGGAUCUUUGUUUUCGAGUUUCCGGCUGGUGUCGUGUUCACUGGACGACAUGUUGAACUUUAAGAUACUGCUGGGCUUGGCCCUGUGUGCGACGUUGGCCAGCUCGGCGCCGCAGCGUCUCGGUGGCGGAGGCGGCGGAGCCGAUAAGGACGCCGUCAUCACCUCCCAGCAGCUCGAAGUCAACUUCGACGGGAACUACGUCAACAACUUCGAGACGAGCAACGGCAUAAGCCACCAGGAAUCGGGAGGCCCGAAGGCGUCGGGUCCCGAGGGACCGGCGGUGGCCUCUCAGGGAGCGACGUCCUACACGGCGCCUAACGGCGAGGUCGUGAGCAUCCAGUUCCAAGCGGACGAGAACGGCUACGUGGCGCAGGGAUCUCACAUCCCCACCGCUCCACCAAUACCCCCGGAAAUCCUCCGAGCUCUCGAGUGGAACGCAGCCCACCCCGAGGAGGACAACAUCGACUCCGGACAGCCCAACAGGCCCGGACCUCGAGGUUAACCGCAGAGAGCUCGUACGCCAGCCCAUCGCCGCCAGUAUAACCGAGCCAAGGGGAUCCGAGUGAAAGAGACACCCGAGAGCAGCUUUGCCACCAUCGUCGAAGGAUAACGAGAGCGAGAACGCACCGGACACCCGCAGCUAUUUCAACGACAAUUAUCCACGCGCUCCUAUAUAGAUAACCGCCUAUAUAUACACACGAGUAGCGCAGCAGAAUACGCCAAUAAUAACCCGAGCAUAGAAAGCAAUAAACAAAAAAAAAUGAAGCAAAGUAUAAAGGUUCACCCCUACUACUACUACUACUACUCCCCCUCACGCAAUAUAUCGUAUAACAGUUACACGUACACUGCGCUGCGCAACAUGUAACAGUUUAUAUGCAAUGUAACGUCGAGUCGUGUAUGUAUACGUAUAUGCAUGGCGUAAAAAAAAGACAAUGGCAUGUAACUAUCGCUUGUGACUAUAUACCCGUACCAUGUAUUAUCUCUAUAAAAGAAAAACUAUACGCUAAAAUGCACUAUGAUAUAUGUAUGCUGUAUACGCGCAGAAGAAGAAGCUGAGGCGUCGAAGACACGCGUGCACUUUCAUCUUCCACAUCUGCCCUUCUUUCCCCCCGCUGCAUCGGCCAGACGAAAGAGGAUCAUGCAGAAUCACGUGGACGUACGUCCGAUCGUGGUGUAGAGCGACCGGACAACUGUAUAGGCCACGUUUUUCUGCGUACCCUUCGCUAUGUCUCUUGAAUACUUCUACCACUGUAAUAACGCAUAUCCCGCGAAAACGUAUGAAUGUAUACACAUUAUAUAUUGUCUUUGUGAUUUUUUUACAUAUGUAAAUAAAGAGUUCCGCCUG